AUCCUACAAGAAUAAUAAGACUCUCUUGAGUCUUGCCCUUGGCGAGAAGGAGGAGCCUUCAUUCAUAUUACUUUUCUAUAUUACGUCCCAUCAUAUCUCUCUCUCUCUCUCUCUCUCUCUCUCUCUCUCUCUCUCUCUCUCUCUCUCCACCACCCUUCUUCCACAAUCAAUCAAUCAAUCACUCCAACCCAAAAACAGAAAUUUUGAAUCUUCCCAACUAUGGAUUUGGCAUCAGGAUCCGGUUCACACGACCCUGGAGAACCUCCAGGUCCAUCGCAGCCUGGUGGUGCAGUUGAGUCGCCUACCGGAAGAUCAAGGUUACAAGCCACGGCAACACAAUCACUCAGCAGAUACGAGUCGCAGAAGCGCCGUGACUGGAACACGUUCUUGCAGUAUUUAAAGAACCACAAACCACCGUUGACGCUAGCUAGGUGCAGCGGCGCCCACGUGAUCGAGUUCCUCAAGUACCUCGACCAGUUCGGGAAGACGAAGGUUCACGUGACUGGAUGUCCUUACUUUGGCUACCCAAACCCACCGGCGCCGUGUGCUUGUCCACUGAAACAAGCUUGGGGGAGCCUCGACGCGCUCAUCGGCCGGCUCAGGGCGGCGUACGAGGAGAACGGCGGCCAACCGGAGUCAAACCCGUUUGGUGCUAGAGCGGUGAGGAUAUAUUUGAGGGAGGUGAAAGAUAGUCAAGCCAAGGCUAGAGGUAUUCCAUAUGAGAAGAAGAAGAGAAAAAGAGCUGGUGGUAGUACGCCGAGCACCACCGCAAAGGCAGCAAAUACGUCGGUGGAUGAUGGUGCAGGUGGUGGUGGUGGGGAUGGUGGCAUUAUUUCUAGUAGUGAUUCUGCUCCUGUCACUUCUACAUUAUAGUAUUAUUAUAAAGUAAGUUUUAUAUUAUUGAGAAAUUAUUUGUAAACAAUUUUCGAAUUAUUACUUCAAAUUAAUAUUAAUUUAUAAGAACCAAAACAUAACCAUUAUUAAGUA
Messenger RNA from Lactuca sativa (garden lettuce), 987 nucleotides. Its product is annotated as protein LIGHT-DEPENDENT SHORT HYPOCOTYLS 5. Gene Ontology annotation, cellular component: nucleus. Gene Ontology annotation, biological process: response to light stimulus; mRNA transcription. The record is from RefSeq and is a predicted model, not a curated record. Lineage: Eukaryota; Viridiplantae; Streptophyta; Magnoliopsida; Asterales; Asteraceae.